Molecule: messenger RNA, 1503 nt
Organism: Patella vulgata (common limpet)
Lineage: Eukaryota; Metazoa; Mollusca; Gastropoda; Patellidae
Product: 26S proteasome regulatory subunit 6A-B
Exons: 13
Coding region: 47-1330 (427 amino acids)
Biological process (GO): proteasome-mediated ubiquitin-dependent protein catabolic process
Cellular component (GO): proteasome regulatory particle, base subcomplex
Molecular function (GO): ATP binding; proteasome-activating activity; ATP hydrolysis activity
Source: RefSeq, a predicted model, not a curated record
UUCACUGUCUUUUUCCUGUAAGUCACAAUUUGUAACAUCUGUAAAAAUGGCGACUUUGGAAGCUGCUGCAAUUUGGGAAGAUGGAGAGGAAUCGUUGGGGGAGGAAGUUCUGCGAAUGUCAACAGAUGAGAUUGUCAGCAGAACACGAUUACUUGAUAAUGAAAUAAAGAUCAUGAAGUCAGAAAUUAUGAGAAUAUCCCAUGAACUCCAGGCUCAGAAAGAAAAGAUCAAGGAGAAUAAAGAGAAGAUAAAAGUCAAUAAAACCCUGCCAUAUCUUGUUUCUAAUGUUAUUGAGCUGUUAGAUAUGGAUCCUCAAGACGAGGAAGAAGAAGGAGGGAAUGUUGAUUUGGAUGCCCAGAGAAAAGGAAAAUGUGCCGUUAUCAAAACAUCUACAAGACAGACAUAUUUUUUACCUGUAAUUGGUCUGGUUGAUGAAGAAAAACUCAAACCUGGAGAUUUAGUGGGUGUUAACAAAGACUCGUAUCUGGUUCUAGAAACUCUUCCUGCAGAAUAUGAUUCACGAGUUAAAGCUAUGGAAGUGGAUGAAAGACCAACUGAACAAUAUAGUGAUGUAGGAGGUCUAGAUAAACAGAUUCAAGAGUUAAUUGAAGCUGUUGUAUUACCAAUGACACAUAAGGAAAGAUUUGAAGCUCUAGGUAUUCAACCACCUAAAGGUGUAUUAUUGUAUGGACCACCAGGUACAGGUAAAACUCUACUAGCUAGAGCCUGUGCUGCUCAGACCAAAUCCACCUUCUUGAAACUGGCUGGACCACAACUAGUACAGAUGUUUAUUGGUGAUGGAGCUAAACUUGUUCGAGAUGCUUUUGCUCUAGCUAAAGAAAAAGCACCUGCUAUUAUCUUUAUUGAUGAAUUAGAUGCCAUUGGAACGAAGAGAUUUGAUAGUGAGAAAGCUGGUGAUCGGGAAGUACAGAGAACUAUGUUAGAAUUAUUGAAUCAGAUGGAUGGGUUCCAACCCAAUCAGAUGGUCAAGGUAAUCGCUGCAACAAAUCGUGUGGAUAUUUUAGAUCCUGCGUUAUUACGUUCCGGUCGUUUGGACAGGAAAAUAGAAUUCCCACAUCCUAAUGAAGAAGCUAGAGCUAGAAUUUUACAGAUUCAUUCCCGAAAAAUGAACGUCAGUAAAGAUGUAAAUUAUGAAGAGUUGGCCAGAUGUACAGAUGAUUUUAAUGGUGCUCAGUUGAAGGCUGUUUGUGUUGAAGCGGGUAUGAUUGCAUUACGAAGAGAAGCAGCUGAAUUAAGUCAUGAAGAUUAUAUGGAUGCCAUUAUAGAAGUUCAAGCUAAGAAGAAAACCAAUUUACAAUAUUACGCUUAAUUUUAGUGUCUGACACUACUCAUUUAUGUGUACAAUAUAUUGAAAGGUUGACGCCAAUACCAAUCAAAAAAAAAAAAAAAAAAAAAUAUAUUUAAACAAUAUUCGAUGAUUGAUUUUCAAACAUGAUAAAGAAUUAUUCACUCUAAGUGUAAAAUAAAAAGAUUCAUAUCAUC